CUAUUUAAAAACAAAAUGACGGCGCCAGAUGACAGUAUCACUAUCACUAGAUCAACUUUUCUAAAUCAGCUAAAAAGAAUAAAACCUGUGACAAUACUUUUCGAUUAUCAAGUUGGAACACACUAUUAGAUCAAUCUAUAGAUAAAAGUUGAAGCAAGUAACAAUGAGAAGAUCAUUUCGCACACCCAUACAAAAACUUCCUUUGGACAAGUCUCAGAAAUCUGCUAGUAAAUCUUUUGUUAUACCACCAGACCAGACAGAAAUGGAAACUCCGAGAACUAAUAUUGAAGGACUUCUCUCUGUUGCUGAGACUGAAUCAAAAGUAACCAGAUCUUCUCAGAAACCUGGUAGAAGAACAUCAGAAAGAUCUAGCAUAAACAAAACGUUCAAAUCACCAAGUUUAUCUAAAGUCAUUGCAAAGAGGAAGUCUCUCUCUAGCAACACUAACACAUCAUCACCAGGCAGCAAACUUACACCUCGCACAAAUAUUUGGAAUCUAUUAAUGAACUCUGAUAAAGAACAGACCCCAGUAAAUGGACGAGGAGAUAUUGAACCUGUUCAAUUUAGCGGAUCUCAUGUUUCAACAGUGGAGUUUGGAAACUGGGGCCAGCAAGUUACCCUAUCACCUUUGAAUAUUUCUCCUUCAAGAGAGGAAUCUGACAAAAGUUAUCGGUCAGAAACUAAAGAGCACAAACAACGCAAUGUAAAGCAAUUCAAUUUUGACAAAAAUGCAAUCAACCUCGCACAAAAGACACUUGCAGAACCUGAAAAGACUCUUACAGCAGAUUCAAAGAAAUUUAAAAAUGCAAAAGCUAAAAAGGAUAAUGUUCUAGUUACUGAAGAUCCCCUACCUUCCCUUAAAGAAGAUGCAAUGCCUAUUUUAGAAAGAGUUGAAAAAAACAUUCAGGCAUUGGACUCACAGCCUGGGGAAACUAGUGCGACAAGUUCGCUGAGCCUUACAGCAAAAAGUCUGCGGCAGCCAAAAUCACAAACACCCAGUGGUUCUAGUCUUAGAAGAAAAGUCACAACUUCAGCCUCCAGAAGUUCUGUAAAAAGCACAGAACCUCAAGAGCUCACACCACCAGUGCUGAGUAUUUAUGACAUCAGCGACAGCAGCAGUGAUGAGGCCAACACGCCUGGUGGAACAAAGAAACCCAGGACGGCGAAGAAAAAAACCACAAGCUCCACCAAAAAACUAGGCAAGCAGAGUAUCUCCAGGCGAUCAGCUGUCGCAAACUCUGCCUCAAAACAAGCUCCGCAGACACCAGAUAUUCUUAAAUCGAAGAGAAACUUUAGCGAGCUUGUUCUCGACUUGCCUAGAUCCUCUACCCCAGUCCAGCGUGGUAAAGCUUUUUUCCACUCCACUAAGCUGCAUGAUAAUUCUGCUUUCUCUCAGAGCCAGACCAGCGCAUCCCCACCUAUCCCAGACUUAUCUCCCAUUAGGCAUGAUUGGAAAUAUCAAAAUGAAAAGGAUCGUCCAAAUGAACAUAUAGAAAAUGUACAGAAUAAUGUGCAGUAUAAAGAAGCCACAGCAAUCGAUCAAAAUAUUGAGGGUGUAGUAUUGGAUUCCAUCAUGCCAGUUCCAGCAAUGCUUGUGAACCAGGUUGAGGCAAGUCCACUGAGACCAACCAGUGUUGACGUCAUGGAGGAAUUGAGUGAAUCAGUGGCUGUGAGAGGGCAGGUUUACACACAGGAGGAAAGCCCAGCAGAGAGACAGUAUGAGGAACUAAAGGCAGUGCGGCAGGUGGUUGGAGUUGGUGGUGCUGAAGAUGUGGGUGGUUCCGAACCUUUUAUAGAGAAUGAGUAUUCUGAGGUGGGAGGAAUGCAUGAAGAACAACACUAUGAGGAGAACAGGUUACCUAGCAGUGAACAAAUGGCAAGGGUUUUAUUGCCAGAACAGGAAGAGGAGAGCAGUGACAAUUUGGUUGAACAGACUGGAAAUACAGCAGAAAGAAAAAGGAAGAAUCCAGCCGAAAGCUCUGACGAUGAAGAGGGUUAUGAGUUGCCCAGCGGACUUUCUCCUUUGACUACCCCCCAUAUAAGCAUGAGUAAAAAGCCUAGAAUGGUAUCAACUGUUCAACAAGUGCCUAGGCAAAAAUCUAAGAAAAGUUCACAAGUAUUGCCAAGGAAACUGCUAGCACCAACAAGGAAAAAGCCAACAAAUGUACAGAUAACUCUGCCAAGAAAUUCUGUCAAGUUUUUUGCUGAGCGUCACUCAAGCAUGAAGCUUUCAAAAGAUGCCAUUGAUAUGAUCAUUAAUGUGUCAGAAAUUUUCUGGGAUGACACAUUCAAGGCCUUGGAGGCCUAUGCCCUACAUGCAGGCAGGAGGAUCAUCAAUCAAAAAGAUGUUGUUUUAUUAAUGAAAACGCAGCGUCUAAUUAAUGGAACAUCAGAUUUACAUGACCACAUUCGUGAGUACCUGCCUAUGGAGUUACGAUCUGAGCUGAUACCAGUAGCCAAGUCAUGCUGUAAAUAAUUUUAUGUUGAAUGAUUCGAAUCUGGACCAAAUAUAAAUUUUUAAUAGGGCUCAAGGUUUUUGUAGUUUUAAUGUUUUGUUUUUAAGGAAAUUACCUUAAGUGGGUUGUAGAAUACAUUAGUGUUAUUGAUGAAUGUGUGAUUUUAACUGCACAAGAUAUUUGUUUCUCUUUAAAUAAAAUAACAUAGUAGAAAAAUUCUAUGCUUUUUAUGAUUUACUAAAAAUGCAAUGUUAUAAUUUUGUAGAAAUUCUUAUAUAUCUUGAAAGUUGCUUCUCUUGAACUAUAUAGUAUGCUUUAUAUAAUUUACUACAAAUGUAAAAUUAUAAUUUAAAUCUAAACAAAAAGCUUUUUUUCCAUUUAGUUAAUACUUUGCUAUGUCACUUGGUUAAAAAACACUUGUGUUGACAUCUAUCUACAGUGAAUUUGUUGCUUCUUACUCUGCCCUAGAUACUUCGUGAACAACUGACCUCUCAUAUGUGCCUAAAAUUGUCUGAACCGCACAUAUUUUUUUGUUAUUUCACAUACUUUAAUUGGUUUUCAAUAAUUACUAUUUUUAUUUUGUGUGGUUGACUUACAGUUGUACAUAAGGCAUAUACAGUUGCACAAGUCAUAAAAAUGUAAUUACAGAAAGAAUUUCUUACUAUAAAUUUGUUAAAUGUAAAUUAUUUAGUUCAAUUGAAUCAAUUUGUUAAAAUGAUGCUAUUUUAAUGUUAAUAUAAACUUGCAGCUUUUAAAAUAAUUUAACUGAUUUACAUGAAAUCAUCCCCAUUCUGCCUAAUUAAUGAAAAACAAGUCAGAGUCAUAAAAAUCAGUUUUUAUUUCUUUAAACCUAAAACAUGUUUCAACUCUUUGAAUCUCAACACUGCCAGUUGUUUCACAAAAGAACCUUGUUACCUUUCUCAUUUGAAUAAGGCAACGUGUAAAACAAUUGUUACCAUUGCUGCUUUGCAUAAAUUAUGUCAAUUAUCACUGUUAUGAAUGUUAAAUGUUUUAAUUUUAUAACUUAUAUUACAACAAAUGCCUUUUAUACCUAUUCAUACAAAGUUUAAGGUUUCAUGUGUAUUUAAUAAUUACAUGGUAUUUUUAAAAUGUUAGUUUUAAAAAUAAAACGAAGAACAUUUAGCUGGGUUCUUAUUUAAUUUUAAAGAUUUACUCGUUCAUGCUUUUACACAACUGACUAAUUCUAUGUUGAUACUCUAUAUAAUUGGAUUGGUUGGUUAAACUAAACACUAAAUUUAAAAAUAUUAGAUAACCUCACAAGUGUGUAACUGUAUACCCAAAUUUUUUUAACUUAAGUGACAAUGUUAUGC
Physella acuta is the source of this 3787-nucleotide messenger RNA. RefSeq names its product centromere protein T. Gene Ontology annotation, biological process: chromosome segregation; kinetochore assembly; mitotic cell cycle. NCBI's taxonomy places the organism in Eukaryota, Metazoa, Mollusca, Gastropoda, Physidae. Gene Ontology annotation, molecular function: protein heterodimerization activity; DNA binding. The record is from RefSeq and is a predicted model, not a curated record. Gene Ontology annotation, cellular component: kinetochore.